AUGGCGACGAAAAUGUACUAUGGGUCGGCGCCAAAGUACUCGUACUGGCAUGGCUGCUCUACUGGUGGUCGUCAAGGACAUGCCAUGGCGCAGCAACAUCCUGAACUCUUCGAUGGAAUUGUGGCUGGUGCACCGGCAGUCAGCUGGGAAAAGUUUGCUCCUGCUGUCUUCUGGGGUCCGCUCAUGGCUAAUCUUCUUGAUGUCCAGCCCCCGACUUGUGUUCUAGACGCAUUUACCAAAGCGGCUAUUGAAGCAUGCGAUCAUCUCGACGGUGUGAAAGACGGUAUCAUCGCCUUCCCAGGGCAGUGUCACUUCAAGGCUUCCUCAUUGAUUGGCCAUAAGGUCCAAUGUAUUGAUCCUAGCGGCGAAAUUACAAUCACUGAAAAGAUGGCCCAGCUUAUUGCCGCAAUCUGGGAAGGACCUCGAUCUGCGGAUGGAAGUUUUGAGUGGUAUGGCUUCCACUACGACUCUAGCCUGGCUUUUAUCCUCGGUACUACAUGCACAUCAAUCGAUAGUUGCACGGUGAUUCCGUUUUCCUGGCUCGUGAUGCCUCUUGACACUUCCAACCUUACACGGCACGACUACGAUCGGCUCUUCCAACAAUCCAUUCACCAAUUCGCGUCUGGAAUUGGAACUGAGAACCCAGGUCUCAGCAAGAUGAAACGGGCAGGAACCAAGAUGAUUGCAUGGCAUGGUAUGCAAGACCAGCUUAUUCCUACGAACGGCACGGCGGACUACUACAACCGUGUUCUCAAGUUGGAUCCUCAUGCCGCAGAACAUUAUCGGCUCUUCUUAGCGCCCGGGGUUACCCAUUGCGGGUUGGGUAGCACUGGCUUUGACCCUACUGAGACAGUCCUCGGGGCUCUAAAGGCGCGGGUUGAGAAUGGCACUGUGCCGGACCGUCUUGCAGCUGUCGCUGUCGCUGUCGCACCUUCGGAUAGCUCAACUACUCGCACGGCAUAUUUGUGCCCUUACCCGGAGGUCUUCACAUACGUUGGUGGAGAUCCCAAUGACCCUUCGUCUUUCACUUGUGUGAAAUAG
Messenger RNA from Penicillium daleae, 1041 nucleotides. RefSeq lists its product as uncharacterized. NCBI's taxonomy places the organism in Eukaryota, Fungi, Ascomycota, Eurotiomycetes, Eurotiales, Aspergillaceae. The coding region runs from base 1 to 1041 and encodes 346 amino acids. The transcript has 3 exons. The record is from RefSeq and is a predicted model, not a curated record.